AUGAAUGGAGAAUACCAGGAUCCAGUAUACUUGUCCGAUAUCGGUGCCACUAAUUUACAACCAUUGUUCAUUAGUUGUGCCGGAUUCCAAGCCAUCUUUUUUGUCGGCACUUUGGCAGCAGGAAUGUUUUUGAGAAAAACCCACAGAAUUCAACCAUACAUCACUAAACACCAGCCCCGGUUGGCCAUUGCCAGCAUCAUUUUCGCCAUCAUUGGACAAUUGGGGAUUUUGUUUGUGUCAAUCUUCAACACCAAAAAUUUCCAUAAUGUACACCUUUCCAUGGUGGGUGUAUUCAUUGCGUUUAUAUUUUUUGCAUGCUGUUGCGAUUUUGGAAUCAGUUUUGUAUUUGGAACAAAACCAAGCUUAUUGGAUCCUGUUCACGAUACGGUCAUAUUUGGAAAGUCGCGUACUAGCAACUUGUACUUUGUCAGUUUCGUGUCCAAGAUUGUAUGGUUGGUGGUGGCCAUUGUACUCGCUGCUUGCUUUGGAUACUACAUGAAGCAUGGAAACGAUUCGUUAUCUGCCAAAUUCGAGUGGUGUAUUUGUUUCUGGUAUGGGUUCCUUUUAGUCCUUUGGAGUCUUGAUUUGAUUCCUAGUGCCGUUAGAAAAUAUAGAUCGAAGCAUCCAGAAUUGUACCAGACUAACCAAUAUGAUUAUGAAAAACAACAAGAUGGAUCCAAAUGGGAAAGCGAUUUGCAAAACCAUGCCAGGCACCCAUCGUCGGAGAUUGGAGAUCAGCCCACAUUUGUUAAUUCACCAAUUAUGCAAAAUCAAAGGUUAGCUCAACAACAGUACCCUAAUGCUGAACAACACACUCAAGUUCCCGUUACUAAUGCAUAUGGAAGACAAGAACCAGUUGCUGAGAAUUAUGGUGGUCCCGAUGCUUAUGGAAGACAUGCAGCAGUCUCAGAUCACUACAAUGAUCCUGACGCCUCUGGAAGACAAGAACCCCUUGCAGAAAAUUACAACAACACGGCAGCCUACACUCCUGCGCCACAACAAGUUUACACAAGGUAG
Messenger RNA from Lodderomyces theae, 1017 nucleotides. RefSeq lists its product as uncharacterized. The record is from RefSeq and is a predicted model, not a curated record. NCBI's taxonomy places the organism in Eukaryota, Fungi, Ascomycota, Pichiomycetes, Serinales, Debaryomycetaceae. Bases 1 to 1017 code for a protein of 338 amino acids. Gene Ontology annotation, cellular component: plasma membrane. The transcript has a single exon.